UGCACAUUGCCAGAAAAAAAAAAAAACACACGUCAGCUGAAUCGGUGUAUGUCACAGCACGAUAUUUCACAGUAUUUUCCGAAAGAGGCACUUAAGCUUUGAAUUGGAAGCACUGCAACUUUUUACGCUUGGUUCCAGGUACGAACACGGGAGAGAGAGAGAGCGCUCGUGUCCGGCGUAAAUCAUGGAAUGUUAGUGUUCGGAUGUUCGAGGACGCAGGUAAGCGCGCGCGCUGCCCUCCUCGCGCUAGCCACUUUUGUAGCCGUGCGACAACUCAGCCUUUUAUUCUAUUGUUGUCUCGUGAAGUGGAGCGCAUGAUGAUGAUCCAGUGAGCGCUCCAGAAUAAAACUCUCUGGAGUGCACGUCAUGAAUAUUCCCAAAAAAAUGUGUGCUGAGUGGCUGGCCGCACCUGUGCUUCUGCAGCCGUAGCGCGAUGGAGAAGUACGACACUCUGGGGCUCCUGGGUGAGGGCAGCUACGGCGUGGUGAUCAAGUGCCGCAACAAGGAGAACGGCACCAUCGUGGCUGUCAAGAAGUUCCUGGGCUGCGAAGAUGACAAAGUGGUGAAGAAAAUUGCCUUGAGAGAAAUAAAGAUGCUCAAGCAACUCAGGCAUGAGAAUUUGAUCAACCUGCUUGAAGUCUGCAGAAAGAAGCGAAGGUGGUACCUUGUGUUUGAGUUUGUGGAGCGAACCGUUUUAGAUGAUUUGGAGCAGCAUCCAGGUGGCCUUGAGUACAACAAAGUGCGCAGAUACCUCUUCCAGAUCCUCAGAGCCGUCGCUUUUUGCCAUCAGCACAAUGUAAUCCAUCGAGAUAUAAAACCCGAGAAUGUUCUUGUAUCCCAGUCCGGGGUCAUCAAACUAUGUGACUUUGGCUUUGCGAGGAGCACCGCUGCCCCCGGCGAGAUUUACACAGACUAUGUGGCAACGCGGUGGUACAGGGCUCCAGAGCUACUGGUAGGGGACAGCAAGUAUGGCAAGGCUGUAGAUGUGUGGGCUGUUGGCUGUCUGUUUGUGGAGAUGCUCACCGGUGAGCCUCUCUUCCCUGGAGACUCUGACAUUGACCAGCUCCAUCACAUCAUCCGCUGCUUUGGUCAUUUAACACCCAAGCACCAAGAGUUAUUUUACAAGAACCCGGUGUUUGCUGGCGUCAGUUUGCCAGAGGUGACUGAGAGGGUAACCUUGGAACAGCGAUUCCCCAAGUUCUCACCUGUGGUUUCAGACUUAACUAAGAGGUGCCUGCAGAUUGACCCCGACCUAAGGCCUCCGUGCUCCGACCUUCUGCACCACGACUUCUUCAGUAAGGACAGCUUCGCCGCCAGGUUCGCACAGGAGCUAAAUUCCAAGACGCAGAAAGAUGACAGGGAGAGCCCCUUCUUGCCUAAAAUGCCGAAAAUGACAAAGAGGGAGAAAGAAGACUGUGCUACGGAUGACAAAGACGUAACGUAUAAGGUGUCCAGCAGACCUGCAGCAGAAAAGGACCCGAAUGCGGCGCCACUGAUACCGCCCAUUGCCAACAGUCCCCUGGUGAUCAUUACCAACGGCCUCAAUUGGAGCAUGAGCGGCGGGCGUUCGCCGGGGCUGCCGGCCGCCCCCGUCAACAUAUGGUCAAAUGACAAAACGAAGAAGCACGUGAACACCCUGAGCAGAAUGUCGCAGCAGGCUCUGUAUAGCGGUUACGGCGGGAACCUCUCUGGGCAGGUACACUCUUCAGUAAAAUGUCACACAAGCGGCGUCACAGUACAUUUUCAGUAUAAUAAGACGACGGGAGGAAGGACAGCGGCGAGUAUUCUUGAAAAUUAUAAAUCUGAGUCACAGGGUUUGUCUAUUAAAGGGAGAUUUUCUAUAAAUACUUCAAAAAAAUCCUGUCGCUGGGCAACUGCGCGUGUUUCCCGUGGCUUAGAAUGUUGUCGUCGUUUUGCUGCUCAGCUGACAUUUCUUUCACAUUAUGUCGUUUGCUUAAGGGCUCAACAAUAUCGUUCGCAUCAUAAGAUGGUAUUCUUCACCACUACGACACCGGCCCACGUGCUCAGUAAUUCUGUUCAGGCACAUAAAGUUCGAAACAAAUUCCGUGAUCGUUCAGGUUACGUCUGAGAAGGGCGUGAUCCAGGAGCGGUCGUUUCAGCUGGACCGCGCUGCCAACUCAACCAGGAAGACA
This is a messenger RNA of Scleropages formosus (Asian bonytongue), 2153 nucleotides long. RefSeq names its product cyclin-dependent kinase-like 2. Gene Ontology annotation, molecular function: protein serine/threonine kinase activity; ATP binding. Gene Ontology annotation, biological process: protein phosphorylation. The record is from RefSeq and is a predicted model, not a curated record. The transcript is spliced from 9 exons. Gene Ontology annotation, cellular component: nucleus. The coding region runs from base 434 to 2089 and encodes 551 amino acids. NCBI's taxonomy places the organism in Eukaryota, Metazoa, Chordata, Actinopteri, Osteoglossiformes, Osteoglossidae.